Molecule: messenger RNA, 1389 nt
Organism: Trichomonas vaginalis G3
Lineage: Eukaryota; Parabasalia; Trichomonadida; Trichomonadidae
Product: WD repeat-containing protein family
Exons: 1
Coding region: 1-1389 (462 amino acids)
Molecular function (GO): protein binding
Source: RefSeq, a predicted model, not a curated record
AUGAUUCCAAAGGGGAGCUCUCCUUCAAAACCGGAAUCAGCUACUUCAGAUAAUUCUAUUUCUAAUGUAGAAAUUCUCCAAAGGAUCAAUUAUUACAAUACUUUAAAUUUAAAGAAUAAAGCUUAUAUUCUCGAGCUUCAGACAUACAAAACUCAUCUUCAAAAUUUAUUAUAUCAAUAUACAGAUGAUGCCAAUUACAUUAUGGAAUACAGACGUUCAUUAAAGACGAUCCUUCUUAAAAUCAAAUCAAAAUACCCGCAACUUUAUUUAAACACUCCAGAAUUAAAUCCAUCUACGCCUUCCAUCCCUAAACAAACAGGUUUUGUGCUACCACCAAUUGAUACAAGCCUUUUACCAAAACAGUCGUCAUUUCCACUUUAUCCUGUAGAAGAAACCACCAUGGAUUUUACAUAUACCAUUGAGUCCUCGAAUCCAUUUUUCAAUAAACACACGGUCAACUUGAAGUUCUUAUUAAAUUUGCAGACAACGAUUUGCGCAAUUGAUUUUAGUCCAGAUGGAGCACAAUUCUCGUUUGCUUCAGUGAAAUUUUUAUAUAUAGUCAAUACAAUCAAUGGACAGAUUGAAACAAUCGCUGAUAUCAGUAAAGGCGUAACAGCUCCAGAGACCAUCAGCAGAGUUCUGAAAUACUCACCAUCUGCAGAUAUUAUUGCAGUUGGAAUUGAUCCGAAUUUUGUCGGAAUUUUCGACUUAGAAAAGAAAUCUCUUGUUCAGACUUUAAACGGCCAUACUCGAUAUGUUACUGCGCUAGAAUAUGCACCAAACAGUAAGUAUCUCAUAUCAGGUGGAGCUGAUGGAGUAAUUUGUAUUUGGGAUUUAAAGAAAUACAGGUUAAUUAAGAAGAUACAGUAUAGCGAAGGUGAACCUAACAAGAACGCAAAUAGUGAAGGAGCAGUUUUGUCCAUUGUUGCAAAUCCAAAAACUGACAUUUUCGCAGUUGGCAUUGCAAAUGGAUAUGUUGGGCUAUUUAAUGCAGUUUUUGAUCAGGUAUCCUCAUUUAGAGCACAUACAAGUCCAUUGCUAUCAAUGAAUUUUGUUUCAAACAGUUAUUUAAUUACGACAUCGGCAGAUAGAUCAGUUAAACUCUGGCAAGUAUCAGAUUUUAAUGUAAGUAUGGCCAAAUUGUUUAAUGAACAUGAAAAUUAUGUUACUUGCAGCUGCUUUUCACAAAAUUAUUCUGUAUUCUUUACCGGAUCUAAAGAUAAAUCAAUCAAAUGUUGGGACUAUGAUAACCAAUGCCUUUUGUUCACUCUUAAAGCUUCUUCCAACACAAUUCUAAAUGUUUCUCAUCAUCCUCAAGAAAACAUUUUUAUUGCUUCAUCAGCUGAUGGAAAUAUUACAUGUUGGUCUUAUUUAAUGCCAGCCAAUUAG